Carassius auratus (goldfish) is the source of this 2408-nucleotide messenger RNA. It is a transcript of the gene slc46a2, whose product is annotated as solute carrier family 46 member 2. Gene Ontology annotation, molecular function: transmembrane transporter activity. The record is from RefSeq and is a predicted model, not a curated record. Bases 165 to 1304 code for a protein of 379 amino acids. Gene Ontology annotation, cellular component: membrane. Gene Ontology annotation, biological process: transmembrane transport. NCBI's taxonomy places the organism in Eukaryota, Metazoa, Chordata, Actinopteri, Cypriniformes, Cyprinidae. The transcript has 5 exons.
CUAUUAAGAAAGUGAAGUAAAUGUGUUUGUGCCUGGGUGAAACAUGACUAACCACUGAAAGUAUUUCAGUGUGCAACUUCCCCAUAACAGAAUGACGCGCGAGUCGAGCUUCUGUGAAGUAUCGGCUCCGAUCAAAGCACUUUUCGUUUGCUUUUAUUAUUCUUAUGGCGGUAAUGAUGUCCUGUCGUAAAUACAUCGCGCCUCUAGUGUUCUGUGCCCAGGUGGCCAGCUCGUUUUUUGACACCGCUCUCCAAAUGAUCGUUAAAGAACGAUGCGCAAACCACGACAGAGACGUCGAGCAGAAAGCCAUCACAAACUUCAACAUGACCUUCAACAUGGUGCUCAAAUUCAUGCCAAUUGUGCCAGCGAUCCUUCUGGCAAAGGUGGGAGACAGGGGUUACAGGAAGGUGCCAAUAGUGGUUCCUCUGGUUGGAUAUUUCCUGUCCAGAGGUCUGCUCUUGCUGGAUAUCGUGCUGAACUGGCCUCUCCAGGUGCUGUACGCGGUGCCGGUGAUCCACGGACUGUGCGGGGGCUUCGCGUCUUACUGGGCGGGAGUGAUGGCGCUGGUGUCGGUGUGCUCCGGUGAGGACGAGCGCUCCGUGCGCAUCAUGAGGACCGAGCUGGUGUACGGAAUCGCCGGGUUCAUUGUGCUUGGAGAGAGGCAGGAGCGACGGGAAAGUGUCGGGAUCAUAAACCACGAAGCCCGGGAUAAGAUAAACAUCGCUUUGCUCUUCGUCAGUGGGAUCUUGUAUGAUAUAGCAGUGGCUGGAGGAAUGGAGAUGUUGGGAGCUUAUGUGCUCAAAGACCCCCUCAGCUGGGGCGCAACAGAGGUGGGCUACGGAAACGCGUUGGGGUCCCUUCUCUUCAUCACCAGUUUUUUGGGUGUGAAGAUGUUCACGAGAUGUUCAGUUAGAGAUGAGAGCAUGGUGAUGAUCGGGAUGGUGUCUUUCGCAGCUGGGAUUUAUUUCAUGGCAUUUGUGACCACAACUCCGAUGUACUUUCUGGCUCGCUCUAUCACUCUGUUUGCUCUGAUUCCAAUGCCCACCAUUCGCUCGCUGCUGUCCAAACAGGUCAGAGGAACCUCGUAUGGCAUUACCUUUGUCAUGCUCCAGUUGUCCUUCAAAAUCGCAAGCUUGGUCACCACACCCAUCUACACUAAGAUCUAUCAGGUCACACUCGACACCUUCCCAGGCUUUGUCUUCAUUCUGUCCAGCAUCUUCACUGUUCUUUCUAUGAUACCCAUUAGUAUUGUAGGAUGUCGCUCUGCGAGACAUGAUGGAUAUGAGAGAAUCCAAGGGAACUGACUGACAGCAUCAGCCACACCAAAGCAGACAAAAAUGAUGAGAAAUGGACAAGUUUGUACACUGAUGUUACAUACAGUAGAGGAUAUUCUACUAGGAUAAUGGUACUUCCUGUUGCACUGUGGUUACACUGCGUUAUUAGUAAUGCAAUCUGUGUAGCAUAUUAUUUGCCAAGGAUUUUUUUUUUACAUCUAUGUAUAAAAUGCUGACAAAUUUUAGUUUUUAGGUAUUUUGGUAACAAUUUACUAUAAAUUGCCAUACGUUGUUAACAUUGCCUGCAUUAGUUUAUCAUGAAUGCACACUGGAAAAUUCUUUGAAAGUAUAUUAAUCUUAAUGUUGAUUUCAACAUUAACUAGUAUUAUUGAAAUCAGAAGUAUAAUCUAUAAUAGACCAGCGUUAACAAAGAUUAUUAAAUAUUUUAACAUAAGUAUUACUCAUUCUUAGUUAACUAAUUAACUAAUGUUAACUAAUGGAUCCUGUAAAGUGUUACUGAUAUUUCUCUAUGCAUGUCUAUUUGAAAUGCAACACAUCUUUUAUCAGAUUUUUAUUGUACAGAUUGUGCAAUAAAUUAAGUUAUUUGUACAUCUAUGUAUGGUGUUAUAUUAAUAAGCAUACUUUUUUUUUUUACACAAAGUAUCCAGGAAAUACAAUAAUGAUGCAACUAAUCAUCAUAGUAUAAUGGUAGUCCAUAAGUCCAUAAGUUUUUAGUUCUGAAUGUGCAAAGGCACAAAAAUACAUUACAGAAAAUUACAUUUUAUAUUAUUAGAGUAUAUUCUAAUAAUUUAUAUUGCAAUGAUCCAGUAUUAAUCAGUUGAGGUAAAGGGUAACAGCAUCAGUCAACACUGUACAAGUUACUUUUCCUUUCAAAAUCCAGAAUUUAUAUUCUGUCAAUUUAACUAUAAACAGUUUAUUCCAAAAGGAAGCCAAAUGAGCUUUAAAAAACAUGUCAUAUAUAUAAUACACAUAACUGAAUAACCUUUUAAUAAACUGCAAGUGAUCUUCCUCACUUGCUUUAGCUUAAUUUGUUGUGUGUAUACUUCACACACACCCACUGGACUGAUCUGUAAGUAAACAUAUACACACUCAUGAGCAGUUGUUUAAUAUUUG